Messenger RNA from Prunus dulcis (almond), 2574 nucleotides. RefSeq lists its product as uncharacterized. The transcript has 8 exons. The coding region runs from base 1 to 2574 and encodes 857 amino acids. The record is from RefSeq and is a predicted model, not a curated record. NCBI's taxonomy places the organism in Eukaryota, Viridiplantae, Streptophyta, Magnoliopsida, Rosales, Rosaceae. Gene Ontology annotation, molecular function: nucleic acid binding; zinc ion binding.
AUGGAUGAACUGUUGGUAGUUGGUAGUGCUAAGGUGAAGUCUUUUAUUGCUAAUCUUUCUAAGGAGCACUAUGCCAAUGCAUAUUUUGAUAGAAAGCGCUAUGGUGAGAUGGCGAAUAGCUUAGCAAAAUCCUUUAAUAACUGGAUUGGGGAACUGCGUCAACUGCCAGUGUUACCAUUGCUUGAUGGACUUCGAAAGAAGUUAAUGGUGAUGAAUUAUGACCGUAGUAUCGAAUCAGAGAAGUGGACUUCAAUUCUUUGUCCUAUGAUGGAGAAAGAUUUGAAUAAUAAGGUAGAGUUGCUGCGAUUCUAUGAAACAGAAAGUCUGUUUAUGAUUAUGUCAAGUGUUACUUCAAAUUUGAAUUUUUUCGGAAAGCCUAUAAAAGUCCUAAUCAUGUCAGCUCGUAGAGCUAGAACAAGAGGCCGCGGUCAGAGAUGGGGGCCGAAUCCUCCACCUCCAUCUCCGUCUCCCCCUCCUUCACCACCAGUACCUUCGCCUCCACCAUCCCCACCUGCGGGAGAUAAUGCUUUGGAUAUGAGACAUGUGCUCAGCCAGUUUACUCGCACAAUGGCUACAGCCUUACGGGGAAGGCGCGGUACAGAAAGUUCAGAAAUUAAGAGAGUUAAGGAACUUAGAGCUAAAGAAUUCGUGGCUGAGGAUAGAGUCCGUUUGGCUACCUUUCUACUCAAGGGCAAUGCUUAUCAUUGGUGGAAAGCAGUAAAAAGAGGUUAUGAAAAUCCGGCUGCUAUACACUGGGAAGAAUUUCAGCGAGUCUUUUCAGAGCAGUUUUACCCACCUUCUUAUAGACAUGCAAAGAAGUCAGAGUUCCUCUACCUGAAACAGGGGUCUAUGUCAGUAAUGGAGUAUGAACACAAGUUUAAUGAGUUGUCAAGAUUUGCUCCAGAGCUGGUUGCCACAGAGGAGGACAGAUGUAGACGAUUUGAGAAAGGUUUAUGGUGGGAAAUUCAGGCAGUGGUUACUGCUAACACUUAUCCAAAUAUGAGGGCGUUGGCUCAGGCAGCUGAAAGGGUGUCAAGGAAACUCGGUGGAAAUGUGGGUAGGCGCCGUAGGGAUACACCAGGAAUUGGUGGGCCCAAUCAGGGUCUAUCAAAGAAGGGAGGAUCUAGUUCCAGUUCUGCUAGCGAUGGAUGGUCAGGAGGACGGAGAUCUAGUUCUAGUGGUGGGAGAUCUGGUUCUCGUCAAGCUUGGACUCAGUAUUCAGGGCCACAGUCUACAGCUAGCACCGCCAGGGCUCCUUCCAGGCACACUGGGUUGACAUGUUUUAAUUGUGGACAAGUUGGGCACAUUGUGAAGGAUUGUCCCAGCUAUACUCAGGGAGGUGGACCGAGCCAGAGUAGUAGCCUGACAUUAUACUUUUGUGGGCAAGUGGGCAAUUCAGGGAACUGGGGCCAGCAGGGGCAAGGUAUUAUAGGACAAAAUCAUAAUCAAGUUGGUGUUUCUUCCUCUGCAGCAGGGUCAUCCAGUAGCAGGGCACCGUCAUCUUCUAGAGGCAGAAGUUGUAGGCAAUCAAGGGGUCAGUCGGGGCGUUCCACUACUCAGGCCCGAGUGUUCUCUAUGACUCAGCAGGAAGCUACCCCGGACGUGAUUACUGAUCGGGUAUUCAGAAAUUGUUAUGUUCAAGUAGAUGAUGCAUGGUUGGAAGCGAAUUUAAUUAUUUUAGAUUUGGUGGAUUUGGAUAUUAUAUUGGGGAUGGAUUGGCCAGAGAAGCAUCAUGCAUCAGUGGAUUGUUUCCGGAAGAAAGUAACGCUUCGGAGUCCAGGGCAACCUAAAGUUACCUUCCGUGGGAGCGUAGAGUUCUCCCUACUUGUCUUAUCUUUGCUAUCACAGCCAAGAAGUUACUCAAAAAAGGUUGUGAAGGAUGAUCUCCCUGGUUUACCCCCUGAAUGGGAAAUCGAGUUCACUAUUGAACUUCUUUCGGGCACCAACCCUAUUUAUCAAACCCCCUAUAGGAUGGCGCCGAAAGAUGGGACCAUAAGGUUAUGUAUUGAUUACCGGCAGUUGAAUAAGGUGAUGAUACGUAACCGGUAUCCUUUGCCUCGGAUUGAUGAUUUGUUUGAUCAGCUGAAGGGUGCUAAUUAUUUUUCUAAGAUCGAUCUGAGAUCAAGAUACCACCAGUUAAGGAUCAGGGAAGAGGAUAUUCCUAAGACCUCAUUCAGAACGCGGUAUGGACAUUAUGAAUUUCUGGUGAUGCCUUUUGGACUGACGAAUGCUCCAGCAGCGUUUAUGGAUCUCAUGAACAGAGUGUUCCGACCAUACUUGGAUUACUUUGUGAUUGUGUUCAUAGAUGAUAUUUUGGUGUACUCCCAGACUUUGGAAGGGCAUAAGAAGCAUCUGAGGUUGGUACUAAGAACUUUGAGAAGGAAGCAGCUUUAUGCUAAAUUUAGUAAAUGUCAGUUCUGGCUGGACAGAGUGGUAUUCCUAGGGCAUUUAAUCUCAGCUGAAGGGAUUUAUGUGGAUCCACAGAAAGUUAAAGCUAUUGUGAAUUGGGUACAACCCACCAGUGUGACAGAAAUACGGAGUUUUUGCCGCAGUAGUGUUCGCUCUCAAGAUUAG